AUCGGCGGGGCCACGCCCAGGCGCGCAGAGCGCUGCUCCAGGAGUCUCGCGCUCGCGGUCAUGUGACACGGUGAAGAUGGCGUCGCCCGGCAGUCUGUGGCUCUUGGCUGUAGCUCUCCUGCCAUGGACCUGCGCUGCUUGGGUGUUGCAGCAUCUGGACCCGCCGGCGCCGCUGCCCUUAGUGAUCUGGCAUGGGAUGGGAGACAGCUGUUGCAAUCCCUUAAGCAUGGGUGCUGUUAAAAAAAUGGUUGAGAAGAAAAUACCUGGAAUUUACGUCUUAUCUUUAGAGAUUGGGAAGACUCUGAUGGAGGACGUGGAGAACAGCUUCUUCUUGAAUGUCAAUUCCCAAGUUACAACAGUAUGUCAGAUACUUGCUAAGGAUCCUAAAUUGCAGCAAGGCUACAAUGCUAUGGGAUUCUCCCAGGGAGGCCAAUUUCUGAGGGCAGUGGCUCAGAGAUGCCCUUCACCUCCCAUGAUCAAUCUGAUCUCGAUUGGGGGACAACACCAAGGUGUUUUUGGACUCCCUCGAUGUCCAGGAGAGAGCUCACACAUCUGUGACUUCAUCAGAAGAACACUGAAUGCUGGGGCUUACUCCAAAGUUGUUCAAGAACGCCUUGUGCAAGCCGAAUACUGGCAUGACCCCAUAAAGGAGGAUGUGUAUCGUAAUCACAGCAUCUUCUUGGCAGAUAUAAAUCAGGAGCGGGGUAUCAACGAGUCCUACAAGAAAAACAUGAUGGCCCUGAAGAAGUUUGUGAUGGUGAAAUUCCUGAAUGAUUCCAUUGUGGACCCUGUAGAUUCAGAGUGGUUUGGAUUUUACAGAAGUGGCCAAGCCAAGGAAACCAUUCCCUUACAGGAGACCUCCUUGUACACACAGGAUCGCCUGGGACUAAAGGAAAUGGACAAAGCAGGGCAGCUAGUGUUUCUAGCUAUAGAAGGGGACCAUCUUCAGCUGUCUGAAGAAUGGUUUUAUGCCCACAUCAUACCAUUCCUUGAAUGAAACCCAUACAGUUCACGAUAGAGCUCAGGGAGCCCCUUACUCUUCCAAACCAAGUGGGAGAGUUUCCUUCAUGCCCAAGCCUGAGCUCAGAUCCAGCUUGCAACUAAUCCUUUUAUCAUCAUCUAACACGCCCUACUUGGAAAGAUCUAAGAUCUGAAUCUUAUCCUUUGCUGUCUUCUAUCACCAUAUGGUGUUGAAUGCAAGUUUAAUUACCAUGGAGAUUGUUUUACAAACUUUUCAUGUGGUCAAGCUCAGUUUUAGAAAAACUGAAUCUGUUGCAGAUCAGUGCCAGAACUGUGCCCAGGCCCAAAGGAGACAACUAAUUAAAGCAAUGAGAUAGAUAGAUUCUAAGGGCAAACAUUUUUCCAAGUCUUGCCGUAUUUCAAGCUAAGAGGUACCCAGGCCUGAGGUACUCACAUAAAUCUUUUUUUUGCUGGUGAUGUAACCAGUGCUUGGAUGUCUUGCUUGGCUAUUUCUGCAUAAUUUCUUAGGGCUGCCUUCCUCUCUGAGUAUGUUGCUCUGUGCUAUCAUCAUUAGACAAAUCCCACUGGCCUACAGUCUUGCUUCUGCAGCACCCCUUUGUCUCCUCAGGUAGUGAUGAAUUAGUUGCUUUGUCACAAAAGGAGGGAAGUAGCACCCCAUUAAGUUGCUUAAGAGAGGAAAUGUACAUCUUGUAUAACUUAGAUAGGGAGUGAAGAAAAUGUAGAUAUGAAAGUGAAAAGUGAGGCAGCUAGUUCUUCCUAUUUCAUUCUUGGCCAACCUGCCCUCUCUUAAUAUGACUAGUGGUCUCGAUGCUAGAGUUAAGUUACUGUGUUGCUGGCUUUAGCAGAGAAUGGGAGGAACCAUAUGAAAAAGAUCAGGCUUUCUAACUUCCAUCCCCAAAACAUAUUUACCAGCAUACUCCAAACGGUUUCUGAUGUAUUCUGUGAGAAAAGAAUUGUUUGCUCAAAAAGCUUGGAAAAUACUACACACUCCCUUUCGCCUUCUGAAGAUCAACCCAUAAUCUAAGGACUCUGAGAAUUCCUGUUACAGUAAACAAAACUAACUUGAUCUACCAUUUCCUACACUAUUUGAGCAUGGAAAUCAUAGUCCCCACUCUGUGAAAACGUAACGCUUUUUGGAAGACAUUUCUGUAGAAUGCCAGUUUGGAGAAAUGAUGAGCUAAGCCUUGAUGAAAGAACCGCGUUGGUGCUGAUAAGUUUACCCAUUAUGGUUUUCUUUUCUCUCUCUCGGGCCUUAUUCUUCAACUAAAAGUUGAGGAUUAAGGGCAAGAAGUAGGGAGAUGUGAAAAUAAUUUUAUGAGGUUGUCUAAAAUAAAGAUUAGUUUCUUAUC
Molecule: messenger RNA, 2330 nt
Organism: Saimiri boliviensis boliviensis (Bolivian squirrel monkey)
Lineage: Eukaryota; Metazoa; Chordata; Mammalia; Primates; Cebidae
Gene: PPT1
Product: palmitoyl-protein thioesterase 1
Biological process (GO): protein depalmitoylation; receptor-mediated endocytosis; nervous system development
Cellular component (GO): lysosome
Molecular function (GO): palmitoyl-(protein) hydrolase activity
Source: RefSeq, a predicted model, not a curated record